Molecule: messenger RNA, 758 nt
Organism: Aphanomyces astaci
Lineage: Eukaryota; Oomycota; Saprolegniomycetes; Saprolegniales; Verrucalvaceae
Exons: 1
Coding region: 256-696 (146 amino acids)
Source: RefSeq, a predicted model, not a curated record
UUACUGACUCAAACGAGCCCAAUGCCGCCGUGCACCACUCCAUUCCAGUCUAAGCACUGUUGGAGUUCGGUCUCGAUAUUGUCUCGAGGGACCAGGACGGCAACCCGAUGGUGCGAUGCAACUUCAGCACUUUUGAGGGCCGCAACAAGGUGGAGAUCACGGAGGAAGGAUCCCGGAAGCGCAAAAGUCGCGUCGACGUCAAGUACUUCAAGCCGUUCACGCGCUUAAUGGCCCGGGACUGCUUACUGCGUUUGGAUGUUGCCGACAAAGCUGCCGUCCUUAAGCAAAUCGUGGCCUAGCGGAGACUCUGGUGAUCAAGCUGCAGGGUACCACAGCAGCCUGCCGCGGGAGCAGGAUGCACCUCCAGUUUUACCUGGUCAUCUGGUUGGACUUCGGCCGGCCCACUUCGUUCGUGAUGUGCUGGACCCGCGUCGUGAGCGCAUUCUUCGCUUCUGGUCUGAUGUCGACAUCGACCAGGUCGAGGAAAAUCAUAGCCAGCUGGUCGCCGCCUACUACAACGACCCCGUCCUGCGCCGCUCUCUUGAAGAACACGACAAUAGCACCACUUUCGAUGACGCCCUGGGACGUCGCCCCUCGUCAAUGGCUGCGUCUGUGCGCGUUCUGCGGUGGACUAGCGACCAUCAGUCGAAUAGGACUUUUCGCUCCUCAAAUGGGAUGCUUCAAAGAUGCCAAUGAGCGCGUUAUUUUGCAGUAAAGAUCGUAAAGUCGGGGACUGUUAAUGAAAUAAAAGCGCAACC